AUGUCGGAAGGUCCUUCAGAUCCAAACAGAGAAUCCACCAACGCUAAUUACAACUCUCAACAUGAAAUACAAUGGGGUAGAGUUCUGAUCUGCGGCGGUACAGACUGGCCCAAACUAGGUCGCAAAGACCGCGCAGGAGGAAGCAAGAAAGUGCAGGACGACACCAGUGUCCCCGGCCCUGACCUACUCGAGCCUCAUAUCCUGCGCUCCCUCAGCAACGUCAAGGUAGUAUCUAUACAUACCUCCUGUGUGGGGUGUCACGUUGUCGCUCUAGAUAUCGACGGAGUUGCAUGGUUGUUUGGACGCAACGAGCGCUCUGCUUUGGCCGUGGCGGGUGUCGAUGUAAUCUCAGAAAACGAACCUCUCCGCUUGACUCCCCACGAGCUCGGUGCUCCUAAGGGAACACGUUUCGUUUAUGCAGGAUGUGGAAAGAACCACACGUUGUUGGUUGGGAGCGAUGGCCAAUUGUGGACUGCAGGUGCAAAUAACAUGGGACAAUGUGGUCAUCCCGUUUGCCCAGAAGUUGCCUCGUUUAAGCUUGUUCACUGGCCGAAACAUCUUAGUGUCAAGGAGCAUGUGGUUGCGGCAGCAGCGGGAGUAACAUUUUCCAUUGUUCUUACCCAGGGUGGCAGAGUGUACUCUUUUGGCAGUGGAGAGAAAGGUCAGUUGGGGAAUGGAAAGACAGGAGAGCAUAUCGUAACAGCAGGCAAGGUAGCCUUUGACGUUGAACACGAACCAAUCCUGGUCAAAGGUCUAGAGGACUGCAAGAUUGUAAAGAUUGCAUGCGGUCAACAACAUAGUGUGGCGCUUGACUCUGAAGGACUGGUACAUGUUUGGGGAUACAACGGCUACUGCCGCCUUGGGCUGGGGAACCAACAAGACGUGCUUAUUCCAAAGAUUGUACCUCAGUUUGCAGGGCCGAGCGAGAUGUCAAUGGGGGCAGAUGUUAUUGCUGGCCCCUCCAACACAGUUGUCAUCGACAAGCAGAGAAUGUAUUGGAUGGCCGGCAAGUGGAAGAACACUGGAGACGGCUCUUCCGGACAGCCUUAUUCCUCGUUCCGCUAUUUGCAGGAUAUAAUGGGUUGUAAGAUUACCUACGCCAGUUGUGGAGGCGUGACGCAUUGGGCGCUUGCUCCGGAUGACGAUGGUAGUGUGAUGACCAUAGCCUUUGGACAAGGUGCAGCAAAUGGCGAACUGGGUUUGGGACCGAACGAACCGAAGAGUCAGACGAAACCUACACGGCAUCAGCCUCUCAUUGGAAUCGAUGUCUUCCAGAUUGCUGCGGGCCAAAAUACAACUUUCUUCCUUGCGGGGCCGAAUGAGAAGAUGUCCAACUUACCGAGGCAUCCUGUCGACGUCGACGCACCUGAGUUGUGCGUCCUCUGCAACAAGGAUAAUGGAGAUGACGAUGCACCGUUGGAAUGUGACAAGUGUGACCAUCCCUAUCAUCUGAAUUGUCUUGAUCCUCCGUUGGAUGCGAUACCGGACGGCGAGUGGUUCUGCCCUGAGUGCGAGAAGGCCUUGAUUGGCGCUACAGAGAAGGGCGGUGCAAAGAGAGCUGGCAAGUUCAAGGGGAAGGCCGUCGAAGAGGAAAAAGCAACCGCAAAGGCGGGACAGAAGAGAAAGGCACCUGUGAACUCGAAACCGUCAGCUUCGAAACGCAAGAAGUAG
Molecule: messenger RNA, 1671 nt
Organism: Sparassis crispa
Lineage: Eukaryota; Fungi; Basidiomycota; Agaricomycetes; Polyporales; Sparassidaceae
Exons: 16
Coding region: 1-1671 (556 amino acids)
Source: RefSeq, a predicted model, not a curated record